Notechis scutatus (mainland tiger snake) is the source of this 3033-nucleotide messenger RNA. Lineage: Eukaryota; Metazoa; Chordata; Lepidosauria; Squamata; Elapidae. The record is from RefSeq and is a predicted model, not a curated record.
ACGAAGCUGAUUUAUAUGACGACUGGCGUCCUCCUGCAGAAAGUAGUUGGAGCCAAAAGUCUUUUGGAGUUCACCCAUAUCUUCAUAGAUGAAAUACAUGAGCGUACAGAAGAUAUGGAUCUUUUGCUGCUGGUGAUCCGUAAACUGCUGCGAACAAAUUCACGAUUUGUGAAGAUAAUUCUGAUGUCUGCAACUAUUGACUGUAAAGAGUUUGCCAACUAUUUUGCACUACCAGUUCGCAACAAGUUGUAUCCAGCCUAUGUAUUUCAAGUGGAAGGAAAACCUCAUGCGAUUGACGAAUAUUAUCUGGAUGAUCUGAAGCCUGUCCUUAGUCACAUUAAGAUUCCUCUUCAAAUUAAUGAGGACCCACUGAUACACCCAGAUAUGUACAAAGCUGCAGUUGCUCUAAUACAGUGGUUUGAUGAGCUGGAGACAAAGGAAAAUGGGAAUGAGCUCUUUUCUGGCAUGCUGUUUGUGUCAGACCGUGGCAGUGUGCUAGUAUUUUUACCAGGUUUGGCGGAAAUAACUUAUUUGCUUGAGCUUCUCACAAACAUGGUUCACAGGAGGUUACAAGUAUAUCCACUCCACUCCAGUGUCACAUUAGAAGAACAGAAUAAUGUGUUUUUGGCGCCAGUUCCUGGUUAUCGAAAAAUCCUUCUGUCUACAAACAUAGCACAGAGCUCUGUAACAGUACCAGAUGUCAAAUAUGUCAUUGAUUUUUGUUUGAGUAGAAAUCUCGUUUGUGAUGAAAAUACCAACUAUCAGAGUUUGAGACUUUGUUGGGCAUCCAAGAACAGCUGUGAUCAGAGGAUGGGUCGAGCUGGCCGUGUGUCCAAAGGAUACUGCUACAGACUAGUAUACAAAGACUUCUGGGCAAACUAUAUACCGGAAAGCACUGUUCCUGAGAUGGUGCGUUGCCCAUUGGAAACUACUGUACUGAAAGUGAAGAUGCUUGACAUGGGAGAACCGAGAGCUCUGUUAGCAACCGCUCUCUCGCCUCCUGUUAGCAGUGAUAUUGAACGCACAAUUCUGCACCUUAAAGAGGUGGGGGCACUUGCUAUUAACGAUCAUUUUGAAGAAAGAAAUCCUUACGAUGGUGAGUUGACCUUUCUGGGAAAAGUGCUGGCACAGUUACCUGUGAAUCAUCACCUAGGCAAACUAAUAGUUCUUGGACAUGUCUUUGGAUGCCUGGAAGAAACACUUAUAAUAGCUGCAGCCCUCUCUUUGAACAGUUUCUUUAUAAUACCUUUCAAGCAACAUCUUGAUGGAUAUAGGAACAAGCUACAAUUUUCUGGGAACAGCAGUAGUGAUUGUAUUGCGAUUAUUAAUGCAUUUAAGGAAUGGCAAGAAAACAGGCAAAAAGGAAAGCUUAGGCAUCCAAAGAAUGAAGUGGACUGGGGCCGUUCCAACUACAUUCACAUCAAGAGAAUGAGAGAGGUGGCUGAGUUGUAUGAGGAGUUGAAAAAAAGAAUUAGCAUAUUCAAUAUGCAUGUCAACACUCAUUCUCCCAUCAUGGAUCGAGAGCAUGCAUAUAAGCAGCGUUUUAUUUUGCAGGUGGUGAUUGCUGGAGCUUUCUAUCCAAAUUAUUUUACCUUUGUGCACCAUGAUAAAGAAGUUGCUGUGAGGGAAUUGUCAGGCAGAGAUCCCAAAACAACAGUGAUGUUAAAGAACAUUCCUCCCUAUGGCUUUCUGUAUUAUAAGCAGCUGCAAUCUCUGUUCAGACAGUGUGGUCAAGUCAAAUCCAUUGUUUAUGAUGGAAGCAAAGCCUUUGUAGAAUUUACUCGGAAUCCUACAGAACGUUUUAAAACACUUCCUGCCGUGUAUUUUGCUCUUAAAAUGGCACAAAUGAGGAUUCCAUUUGAACUGAACACCCAUUCCUCAGAGGAGAUAGAGGACAAAUUGGGAAGUAUAAGUAGCAGCAUUCUAAGGGACACGAGAGUGAACAUUGACUUUCAGAAACAUACUGUGACUCCCGUGCAGAAGUUUUGUAAUACCUUGGAUAAACUGCAGACUAUAAAUAGUCUUGAUUUAUCUAUUUGUGUCACUGAGAUUGUAGAGGUUGGGCACUUCUGUGGAUACAGAACAGAUGAAAGAAGUAUGGCUGCAUUACAAAAACUGUCCGCUGAGAUUCGCCAGCUGGAGUUGACCUCUUUGCCUAUUCGCCCUUAUCCAGACUUGGUUUGUUUGGCACCUUUUACUGAAUGGGAAAAAGAGAGAUACUACCGUGUCCAAAUCCUGUAUGUGUCUGGAGACAGUGCCGAGGUGUUCUAUGUGGAUUAUGGCAAUAGAUCAAAAGUGGCUUUAAACCAGUUGCGAGAGAUUCCAAGCAACCUCCGAGAGAUUCCCUUUCAGGCUCUGGAAUUCAAGGUGCGCAGAAUACGUCCUUCUGCAUGGUCUCUUGUUUGUGGAGAACAGUGGAGUUAUGCUGCAAACCAAAGAUUUGCUUCCUUGGUCAGCGACCAUGUUCUGAUGGUGAAGAUUUUCUCAAUUGUACAUGGCAUCUUACAUGUGGAUGUGUUUCAGUGCUCUGGCAUUGCGAAAGUGGUGAAUAUCUGUACCAUACUUAUUGAAGAAGGCUAUGCAGAACCUGCAGAUGACUCUUAUGAAUCAAAAAUAAACAUUCUGAGGACAUAUAUUAACAAAUUAGCCUCUGAUGAACCAAACGGCCUGCUGCAUUUUGGUCCUGAGAAAAUUGCCCAAUUGCAGAAUACAGCUCGCGAAAAGCUUUUAAGCUUAAUUUGCAAAUCGAAACCCCGUGAAGCUGUUCCUCCCACAUGGUAUAAGAAGUCAUACGAAUGGACCCAGCUGAGAUCAUCACUUGUUAUUGAUCCAUCUGAUCAGCCAGCUGUAAGCAGGAGAAAUUCCUCUCUAUACCAGUUGCAUAAGUUGGUGUUGUUAUAUGCUUAAAUUCAUGCUGGAAGACCUUGUGUUGUUAAUGCCUUUAUUUGGCCUUUUUUUUCAGAAAAAAAAGUUUAUUUAAGAUUUAAUAAGUUACCUGUUCUCACAAAAAAACCUUUAUGAAAGAAGUUAAUU